Molecule: messenger RNA, 759 nt
Organism: Ceutorhynchus assimilis (cabbage seed weevil)
Lineage: Eukaryota; Metazoa; Arthropoda; Insecta; Coleoptera; Curculionidae
Source: the annotation of a GenBank genome assembly
AUGGUGGCCCUCUUCUACUGUUUCCUGAACACCGAAGUGCAAAACACAUUAAAACACCACUUCGAAAACUGGAAAACCAAAAAAUCUCUGGGACCCAGCCGCCUGAGAUCGAGCAGCCGGAGUAAAGAUUGGUCGCCCAGAUCCAGAACCGAGAGCCUAAGGUAUGUAUCCAUAGAAAUGACUCCAAAAAAAAUUUCCUUAGAUAGAAUAAAUCAUCAUCGUAGCUUUAAUAUUAGUGAAGCUUUUAGCAUGUUGGUGAAGAAUUUCAUUUUCAUCAUAGUUAUUUUGGAUCAGACGCUAAAUAUUCUAAUUUAUGCAUGUUGUUGCAUGUUCGAUGUGCCGCGCACGCGCAGAAUCACCGAGUGGACCUUGGUGGGCGCCGAAGAUUUGGAAGACUACGAAGCCAAGCGCCUGUCUCAACCUGCUAUUGCUACCAAAGAAUCUUUGUUAUCCGUCAACCAAUCGCAGCGCAAAUUCGAGUCUUCUGUGGCGUCGGUGCAUCACUACAAAUACGCUAAUAGUGAUUAUCUGAAUCCGCCCAAAGAGUCGUUGCUGAGCCAGAGGAAAGAGUCGUUGGUGAAUCAGCCGCUUUUGGAGCUCAGCGAAGAAUCGCCUACCGAAGUCGACUCGGUAAAUAAUUUUCCGGUGAAUGGUGCAAGGGUAUCGCAAAAUCCUACGGAAAUCACCGUGAUUGUUAAUCACAAAGGAGAAUCGGUUAUUUUGCCGAGAAACCGGAGCAACGUAUCGCCGAAAGCUUGA